AUGGCACUUCGAUCACUAAGCAGGAGGCUUGGGAGCAGAAUUUUGAGUUACCGUUCCUCUGUUGCUUCGCUUCAUUCUCAUGCCACAAGUUUCGGGUUUCAAGAAGUAAAGGAAGAAGAGAAAAGCAAACUGGUUGGUAACGUUUUCACGAAUGUAGCUUCGAGUUAUGAUAUUAUGAAUGAUGUGAUGAGCGGUGGCUUGCAUAGGCUAUGGAAGGAAAGACUCGUUGGGAAGCUGAGUCCAUUUCCAGGGAUGAAGCAUCUUGAUGUGGCCGGUGGAACAGGUGAUGUUGCGUUUAGGAUCUAUGAUGCUGUUUACAGCGUCAAACGAAGAGCAUUAAAUAAAGUCGAUGAGGCUUCACUUGAAGAAACUCAGAUAUACGUCUGUGACAUCAAUCCCAACAUGUUGAACGUUGGGAAACAACGAGCUGCUGAGAGAGGUCUAAGAGAUAACAAGUCACUCGUAUGGGUCGAAGGAGAUGCAGAGGCCUUGAGUUUCGAUGACAAUUCAAUGGAUGGAUACACCAUUGCAUUUGGAAUAAGGAAUGUCACACACAUCGAAAAGGCUCUAGCAGAGGCUUAUAGGGUACUAAAACGAGGAGGAAGGUUCUUGUGCCUUGAGCUCAGCCAUGUAGACAUUCCAAUCUUCAAAGAUAUAUACGAUCUGUAUUCGUUCCAAGUCAUUCCAAACUUAGGGGAACUAAUUGCCGGUGACCGGGAAUCUUAUCAGUACUUGGUCGAGAGCGUUCGAAAGUUUCCUCCUCAGGAGCGAUUUGCGUCGAUGAUCGCAGACGCAGGAUUUGAGAAAGUGGAGUACGAGAACCUUGUUGGUGGAGUUGUGGCCAUCCACUCUGCCAUAAAGCUCUGA
Molecule: messenger RNA, 867 nt
Organism: Microthlaspi erraticum
Lineage: Eukaryota; Viridiplantae; Streptophyta; Magnoliopsida; Brassicales; Brassicaceae
Source: the annotation of a GenBank genome assembly